Molecule: messenger RNA, 961 nt
Organism: Episyrphus balteatus (marmalade hoverfly)
Lineage: Eukaryota; Metazoa; Arthropoda; Insecta; Diptera; Syrphidae
Gene: shrb
Product: charged multivesicular body protein 4b
Exons: 5
Coding region: 191-871 (226 amino acids)
Biological process (GO): late endosome to vacuole transport via multivesicular body sorting pathway; vesicle budding from membrane
Cellular component (GO): cytoplasmic side of plasma membrane; multivesicular body; ESCRT III complex
Source: RefSeq, a predicted model, not a curated record
CAAAUUUUUCAACUUCAUUUUUUGAGGAGACACAAAAAAGAAAUAAAGAAAUUUUACGGAUAAUCAUCUUUUCAUUUUGCUCUCGAUUUCACUAUCUUCCUGCUUUGUUUAAAAGUUCUAUAAAAUUAAACAAAAACAUUGUGAUAGUUUUUUUUCAAUACCAAAACUAACAAAAAAAUCAUAAAUAAACAUGAGUUUCUUUGGUAAAAUGUUUGGGGCAAAAAAAGAAGCUGCCCCAACAACGGGCGAAGCAAUACAAAAACUUCGUGAAACUGAAAAUAUGCUAAUUAAAAAACAAGAAUUUUUAGAAUCGAAAAUUGAUCAAGAACUUGAUAUGGCUAGAAAAAAUGCAUCAAAAAAUAAGCGAGCUGCCAUUCAGGCUUUGAAGCGGAAGAAGCGCUAUGAGAAACAAUUGCAACAAAUCGAUGGAACUUUGUCUACGAUUGAAAUGCAACGGGAAGCCCUCGAAAGCGCAAACACGAAUACAGCUGUUCUUACUACAAUGAAGAACGCAGCUGACGCACUCAAGGCUGCUCAUCAAAAUAUGGAUGUUGACCAAGUUCACGAUAUGAUGGAUGAUAUUGCCGAGCAACAAGACGUUGCCAAGGAAAUCUCAGAUGCUAUUUCGAAUCCAGUUGCCUUUGGAGCCGAUAUUGAUGAUGAAGAACUUGAACGUGAAUUAGACGAGCUAGAACAAGAGAACUUUGAUAAAGAAAUUAUUGGAAUUGGCGAGCCAACACCUCUGCCGGAAGUACCUACGGACGAUGUCAAAGAAAAGGCAGGUGGCACCAAACAAAAAGAAAAGAAACAAGCAACAAAUGAUGAUAUGAAUGAUCCCAGCAUGAAGGAACUCCUAGCCUGGGCUGAAUAAUUCAUUCUUCUUUUUGUCUCUUAAAAUAAAUAUAUUAAAAAAAGUAUGCUUCGAUAUUUAUAUACAAUAAAAUAACAAAACAAACAAAAA